GCCGGGCACCAAGCCGAACGGACGUGCUUGUUUUCGUUUCCGAAGUCGCUCAGCGCAACAGGAGAAGCAGCAGCAGCAGCAGGAGAGAAACCAACGUGUCCUCCAGUUGCAAGCGAAGCGAAGUGUUUGUUUGACCGUUGUGCCGGCAAGAUCGUGCAAAAGGGAUGCACCGGAUUUAGUGAUAGAUGUAAGGAUUGUUUCAAGUUUUGGCAGAGCAAAGCAGUGUCCAACAACGGAACAGUGAAAAGAAAAGGCGAUUUUACCGGUCUACAAAGUGUGUUCUGGUGUGCUGAUUACAUUGUGGCCUAUUUUGAUAAGGCAUUGUGAGUGUUUUACGGUAGCAAUUUUGAGACCCCAUUUUACCCGGCAACUCGAAGGAGAAAACAUUGGAACGAUCGUGUGCAUAGUGAUCAGAGGGUGAAAAAUUGCACAUUAAAAGCAGCAGUGUGAAAGCAGCCGUACGCCGGGUCGCAUCUUUAAAAGCGAGUUUUCAUCCAAUCGCCAGAAAACGGAAGACAAAGACACAGACAUGGCACACUUAUCGCCUCCACCUUCGCCACCGGUCGGCCAAACGCCUCCGGCCGUGAGUGCCCUGAACGCACUCAAUGCCUCAGCUUCAGCCAACCUAAUCCAGCGUGCCUCAGCCUUUAGCUCCGUACUGGGGCAGAAAUGGAACCCACGUGAUCUUCUGCUACUGUACAACCCGCUGUUCUACUCGGGUGCAGCCGCCUUUCCCUGGCCACAGUUUCUACUACCUCAGCAACCGAUCACACCGGUGUCGCCCAACCUGAACGCCUCUAGUCGUGACUAUACGCUUACGCCCGAGAAGGAGGAGAUUGUUGACGAAGAUAUGCCUCUGAACCUUUCGAUGAAGCCUUCCACCUCGACGCCCAAUGCACGGCACGUGGCCCUAACCCACUCGAUCAACAUCUGGUCACCGGCCAGCAUGUGCGAGAAGGAAACGAUCGACGGCGACAACCAAAGCAACAUCGACAUCGAGAACGACGACGACUCGAGCGGUGAUCUGCAGAUCGAUGAGUCGUUUGACUCGCAACACCACCACCAUCAUCAUCAUCACCAUCAUCAACCUCACCAGCACCAGGAGCGCCAGGACCGUCAGCGGGAAACGGCACGCAUCCUGACCGAGUACAACAGCUUGCUGCUGAACGGGCGACAGUCGGGCGGUGGCGGUUCACGCUCCUCCCAGGACUACUUCAACUACAGCAAGAUCAGCAAAGGCUACUUCACGCACCUCCAGCAGCAGCAGAAAAAUCUGGAAAUUCUGCGCCAAAACCGUACCGAUCUGUUCGUGCUGAACGGGGGAAACGACAACAACAACAAGGAGGGCGUCAAGAACCAAAACCAAACGGGACAGGAGCGUAGUGGUGGUGCUGGCAGUGUACGAUUGGGUGGUAGUGUUGGGGUGGGAACUAGUGAGAGUGAUACGAUCGGUGAUCAGUACGGGUACGGAAAGAUGGACGUAGGGGGCAGUUCCUCAACGCGACCCGACUCAACGCAACCGCAUCACGCGGACAGUCCGUACGGAAGUUCGAACGAUUCUUCGUCCCAUGGUCAUUCGCAUUCGAUCGUGAGCACACCGACGGGCGAGGGCGGCAAGAAGAGCGUCAAACUGUAUCAGUGCAAGCAGUGUGGCAAAACGUUCAAACGGUCCAGCACGCUCUCGACUCAUCUGCUGAUCCACAGCGACACCCGGCCGUACCCGUGCCAGUACUGCGGCAAGCGGUUCCACCAGAAGUCCGACAUGAAGAAGCACACGUACAUCCACACCGGUGAAAAGCCCCACAAGUGUGUCGUCUGCCUGAAGGCGUUCAGCCAAAGCUCGAACCUCAUCACGCACAUGCGCAAACACUCCGGCUACAAGCCGUUCUCAUGCGGGCUGUGCGAUAAGGCGUUCCAGCGCAAGGUGGACCUGCGAAGGCACCGGGAGGGCCAGCACAACGAGCCGGCGACGGCCGGCAGCCCGAUCGAUAUGGUCAAGUACGAGCCGAAGCUAAACCACACCAGCAGCGAAACGGACGACACGAUGAUGGAUGAGGUGGGUGCGGUGCAUGGACAGCACACCAUCGAAUUCCAGCACACCACCGCCGCCGCCCCCGCCGACAUCAAGAUGGAGCAGGUCAGCAGCAGUUGCUCCUGAUUUCCGAUCCCGCCGAAUCGGGUGGAAUGUUUCGCGAGGUAAAUGUAGGAGAAGAUGAAGAGAGAGGCGCAGUGAGAGUGAGAAAAGAUCAGCAAAAACGUACCAAAUGUUCCUUCAACUUCAAAACCGUGUUGUGCUGAGAUGACUUCCCUUCCGGAGGGAGCGCAGUGUAAAAGCGAAAGCGGAUUGCGUGCUUUCGGCGCGUCGUCUAAUUCCGGACUGAACCGUUUGUGGAUUCUGUGCAGGCAGCCGUUGACUGUGUAUGUGUAUGUGUGUGAACGCCUUUGUGUGAGUUUAUACGGCAAAAGAGCUCACUGACCCGAGAAAAACAGCCUAAACAAGAGCAGAUGGUACACCACGAGUUGCACAACUGGUGUGAUUGUUAGUUUCCUUCGUUCAAGCGAAAAAGGAUGCAUCCAAUACUAAAUCAGUUCAGCCCGUUUUUUGGGGAGCGCCUUUUGUACACCAUACGUGCGUUGCUCAGAAGAUGCUUUGUGGAAGUGUUUUCUUAUAGAUUCACCUUCUUAUGUGGUAACAAUAAUAACGACAAAAAACCCUCCGUCCUUUUGUUUAGAUGUUAGCUGUACCAUAAGUAAGGCUAGUUUGUGAACCUGUAGUACCAGUAGUGGCAGUGGGUCCUUCACAAGAUAUUUAUUUUUUUAUGUGUAUUUAAUUAUUACCAAUCGAAAGCCACCGUAAGAGGGAAACACCACCUAAGUGUAAUGUAGUGAAUUUUUUUUAAUUAUUUUUGAAACUAGAUAUACCAAAGUUAAUGCCGGAGUUCAAUGAUAUGGGAUGAUGAGCGAAAGAGAAGGGUUAUUUUCUAUGACAUUUUCAUCAAUAUGAGGUCAAUCGAUCUAAAAACCUAAGACACAUUUUCCCGAUUGAUCGUUUUUGAAUUAGUAAACAAGAAUGUAAAUACGUUCCUUCGUUACUCAUUUUCGGCCUAACAGAUCAUUGUUGUUUUUCAAAAUGAUUUAGAGCAUCUAGUCUCCAACAUCUGGACUGUAAAAUGUCAUCGAAUGGAAAUAACCCUUUUCUAAACCCUUUUUUCCCCUAUGCAUUGCUCAACCGACAUUACAUCAAAAUUAAAGAGGCAAAGUCCAAACGACUAGAGUGGAUCGUUACCGCGUACUAAGAAUUCGUCGUAUUCUAAAUUCUGCUGCAUUUUUUUUUUCUUCUCUGCCGAGGUAAAACAAGGGAAUUCUCUACUGUAAACGAGCAGUUUAGAUUUAGAUUCCGUACAUAUAACCAAGUUUACAAGUAUCAAAUUGUGUCUUGUAAACAAGCGAACACCUCCCCGUGUCUUUAGUCAUGAACUAGUGUGUAAUCAGCCGUCAGUGUUAGUGUCUACACACAUGUUGCCCAAGGGCAGCGUGUUGAACCCUUUUUCCGUCUUUAGUCAUGAAUUAGUAUGCCACUUAUUCUCAUAUCAGCUACAUGACCAAAGAGAAGUGUUUAAUUCAAAGACGAAAGCCCAAACGCUAGCCAUCGUUUGUGUCCGGAUAGUCUCCUAUCCGCUUGUGUCUUAGUCGAUACAAUUGCUGGAGAUCAUUCCGGUACAUUGCAGGCAAGGUUUGCGCGGGCUUUCAUCCUUUCCCAUUAUACUCUCUUUUGAUUUCAAUCGAGACCGAUCCCGAUCUAACUACCCAUUAGUGUACGUACAGUCGAGCUAGAACGGUGUCUGUUAUCUAGUGUCUAGAUAUGUUAUGUGUCGAGUGUCGAGUGUUGCGAAUCAGACGCGAUCGUUGGGAUCGAAACCGUCCAUCCAGAUUCCGGAAGGGAUUGUUAGGAUUAAGGGUGUACUGUAUAGUCUGCUAGUAAGCUAUGGUCUUCUAAGUAGCUAAGUUCGUUUAGUUAUAUUUAGGUAGUAUUAGUGAGUUAGGGAGAAAAGCUAGGAAUCAGAUAAAUAAAUUAAAAUGUAUACAUACUACACCGUACGGGAAAACAAUA
Messenger RNA from Anopheles arabiensis, 4111 nucleotides. RefSeq names its product zinc finger protein sens-like. NCBI's taxonomy places the organism in Eukaryota, Metazoa, Arthropoda, Insecta, Diptera, Culicidae. The record is from RefSeq and is a predicted model, not a curated record. The transcript is spliced from 6 exons. The coding region runs from base 530 to 2158 and encodes 542 amino acids. Gene Ontology annotation, cellular component: nucleus.